AUGAUCCGCGAUUACGUGAUGCUCCUCUCCUGGCUGUGCACGGUGCAGGGGAAAAUAGGCUACUUCUGGCACAUCACCGACAUCCACUACGACCCGAAGUACUCGACGCAGGGAAACACGGCGAACAAGUGCUGGAACACGAGGAGCAACGUGGACAAUGGUCGGAUGCGACUGGACCAGCGACCGGAUGGCGCAUUCGGGGACUAUAAAUGCGAUUCGCCGUGGGCCCUCAUCGAAUCGGCGGCCCAGGCCAUGAGGACGAAGCACGCCGAAGGAAUCGAGUUCGUCCUGUGGACAGGGGACGCUUUGUCGAACGCCGCGGGGAUGAGCGACGAGCUGCGCCUCCAGUCCCUCAAGAACCUGACGGAUCUUCUGUCUCACACGUUCACCGGCCUCUUCGUGUUCCCCGUCUUGGGCCACGAAGACAUCGGCUUGAAUUUCACCCAGAUCACAAAUCUUUGGAAGCACUGGCUGCCGCAGGAUGCUCUCAACACUUUCGAGAAGAACGGCUUCUACACGAUCGACCAGCGGACCCAGAACUACCGGAUCAUCGUGCUGAACACGAACCUGUGGAUGAAUUCGGGGGCGAUAAUCGACAACCGGAUUCCGCAACGCAACGUUGUGACGACCAGCGACAACUCGAACGACCCUUACGGCCAAUGGGAGUGGUUUCAGUCGAUCUUGACAACGGCUCGAAAAAAGGGCCAAAAGGUGUACAUCGCGGGUCACACGCCGCCAGGGAUGGACGAGAGGGAGAGCAAUUCCGGGGCUUUUCACGAGAAGCACAACAGCAGAUACCUGCAGCUGGUCCGCCAGAAUUCGGACAUAAUUCGCGGACAAUUCUUCGGGCACUGGCACUCGGACACGUUUCGCGUGAUCUACAAUGACGCAGGUGCCCCGGCCUCGUGGAUGAUGAUGGCUCCCAGUAUCACUCCGCACCGCCUGGGGGGACCGAACAAUCCUGGAUUACGGCUGUACAAGUUCGAGACUAAUACCGGACAGGUUCUGGAUUAUACGCAGUUCUAUCUAAACUUGGGCGCCGCUAAUUCCGCGGGCAAGGCGAAUUGGGCGGUGGAGUACUCCCUCCUGGCGCACUACGACCUGAAGGAGAUCACGGCCCUGAGUCUGCACAACCUCGCGGACAGAUUCACACAGUCGAGCGAUUACGCCUUCGUCAGAUAUUACGCGGCGAACACGGUCUCGCUGCCCCGGGAGGUGGAAGAGAUAUGGGGCUGCGGCGGAGCCCUGAGCGGAGCCUGUGCCCUGCACCACUACUGCGCCGUGACCCGCCUGAACCCGGACUCCUUCAGGAACUGCCUGGCCUCCUACGCGUACGCCCUGGCGGGAGGAAAGGGCGCGCCAGGUGCCCGGGUGCACCUGGCGCCCUACCUGGUGCUGGCGGCGGGCUCCUACCUCCUCAGGAACCGGUAG
Molecule: messenger RNA, 1431 nt
Organism: Orussus abietinus
Lineage: Eukaryota; Metazoa; Arthropoda; Insecta; Hymenoptera; Orussidae
Product: acid sphingomyelinase-like phosphodiesterase 3b
Exons: 9
Coding region: 1-1431 (476 amino acids)
Molecular function (GO): hydrolase activity
Source: RefSeq, a predicted model, not a curated record